Conger conger (European conger) is the source of this 2081-nucleotide messenger RNA. Its product is annotated as equilibrative nucleobase transporter 1-like. Lineage: Eukaryota; Metazoa; Chordata; Actinopteri; Anguilliformes; Congridae. Gene Ontology annotation, molecular function: transmembrane transporter activity. The transcript is spliced from 13 exons. Bases 336 to 1955 code for a protein of 539 amino acids. The record is from RefSeq and is a predicted model, not a curated record. Gene Ontology annotation, biological process: transmembrane transport.
GCAAGGGGGUUCUGAUGGGCGCCUCCUUGAACUCCACCCCUUCGAUUUCAGUUUCCUGGAAGGGAACCCAACAGCUUGUGAGGGUUCUUAUGGACUCGGGCGCUGACGCCAGUUUAAUGUGCUCUACCCUGGUCAACCAACUCAAGAUUCCCACGUCACUUCUGGCCACGGCCCUCCAGACCAACGCCCUCAAUGGCACCCCUCUGGCGGAAGUCGAACAACAUCACCUCUCCUGUGGGGAACCUGGUCUCGGUGAUCAGAGGAGCAAAAAGGUAAAGGACAGAGAAUAGAGGGAGCGGUUAAGGACUGAGAAUAGAGGGAGAGAGAGGCUGAAGAUGCUGUGGCUUCUACGUGGAGUGAGGCUGCGCUACUGGCUCACCUUGGCCACAGGACUGGUGGAGUGCCUGUUUUUCACUGGGGUCAUUUAUGGGUGGGCCUCCGUGGUGUUUAUCCUGAAAGACAGUGGAUACUUCAGUGACCAGUGUGUGGAUGCCACAGGACCCAAUGGCACACAGUACAUGGACUGUAGCAAACAGGACGAGCUCUUCUCCCUGGUUUUCACUAUUGCCGCCUUCUUACAGAGUGGCCUCAGUCUUCUCAAUGGAUUCUUCUUUGACCACUUCGGUACCAUGGCAUCCAGACUGCUGGCAAUAAUACUGUACACCACUGGCACCUUGCUGAUUGCUUUUUCACAUCCAGAGAUAUCCAAUAUACUGUUUCCGGGUCUGGCCUUCAUCGCAGUUGGAAGUGACAUGCUAUUGCUCACAAACAUGCAGGUGGGGAACCUCUUUGACACCCAUCGUUCCACCGUCAUCACCUUGUAUUCUGGAGCCAACAGCUCCUCUCCCAUAAGCUUCCUCAUAAUCAAGGUGGCAUCUGAAAGAGGGAUCUCUCUGCACCAUGCUUUUUUCUUCUUGUCGGCAUGCAGCAUAAUCCACCUCAUGAGAACCUUCAUCCUCAUGCCAAAGAUGCACAUCCCCUACCCCCUCCCUGAGGGCUACACUUAUGGGACAGACCAAAGCUGUGGACAGACCAAAUGCAACACCUGUUGUUUCCCAAGACAAACAAGAGACAACACAGAGCCUGUGCAGGGAGUGGAAGGGAUAGAGAACGCAACAUCUGAACAAGGAAACCCCCAGCAGACCCCACAGACAGACAGUUUUAAGCAGUGUGUGCUCAGCUGGUUUUUUCUGUGGCACCUGGUGUGGGUGUCUGUCACGGCUCUGCAAAUCAACCUGUUCAUUAGCACCCUGAACCCCAUGCUGACCCAGCUGGCUCACGGAGACACAGCCCAAGUGAGCCACUACACCAACGCCUUCGCCUACACACAGUUAUGUGGGAUACUGUGCUCCAUCUGGAAUGGCCUGAUCAUUGACAGAUACAAGGGCACGCAACGGGCUGAAGGAGAGACGGAGGAGGAGAGUAACCUGCGCUCUGUGGUGCUCUCUCUCUUCCUCACUGCCCUGCAGUGCCUCUUAUUCUCCAUCUGCGCCACCAUACCUGUGCUCCCGCUGCAGUACCUGACUUUCGUCCUGCAAGUGGUCAACCGUGCCUUCUUGUUUGGAGGGAAUGCAGCCUUCAUCAGCAUUGCUUUUCCAGUCUGCCACUUUGGUAAGCUGAAAGGUGUGGUUAAUGCUACAGUGACUGUGUUGAUGCUCCUGCUAUUCCCCUGCAUCACCCUGGUGAAUGAGGUGUUGGAUGGAGACUCCUUAUACAUAAACAUAGCCCUGUGCAUCCUGUGCCUGGCCGCAUUCAUUCACCCGGCCUGUAGCUAUAUCCGCUGGCGCAGAUUGGCCAAUCAGAGAAGACGCUCAGCCAGGCACCUCCCAAUUAUGAGAAGGCCUUCUCUGGAGACAAUGAAGACCAACCCCAGGAUGUCCCAGGCUCCUCUUAGACAUCCCCAAAAGGGACACUCACAAUAUCCCCUCUCCUUUCCCCAACCCACUGGUUCAUGACAAUGGUGGCUAUGUCAGGAUUUUUUGGGGAGGGUUCAGGCUUGGUCUUGGCUUCUUCUUUCCUGUUUCUGUAAAGAGCAUCUCAUCAAAAACUGCAUUCAUGAAUACAAUUGACACAUUGAAUGU